Spea bombifrons (plains spadefoot toad) is the source of this 3198-nucleotide messenger RNA. Its product is annotated as immunoglobulin superfamily member 3-like. The record is from RefSeq and is a predicted model, not a curated record. The coding region runs from base 1 to 2988 and encodes 995 amino acids. Lineage: Eukaryota; Metazoa; Chordata; Amphibia; Anura; Pelobatidae. The transcript has 8 exons.
AUGGUGCCAACUGUCCCGUAUUACAGGCACAGUCUGGGGGUUAAACAUACAAUAAGCGUGUGUUUCUCUGUCACAGAGGCGUCCCUCGCCCAGCGAGAGGUGGAGGUCCAGCGGGGGCCUCUGUUCCGCACCGUGGGCUCCCACAUCACCAUCUGGUGCACGGUGCGCGGCUACCAGGGCCCCCCCCAGCAGCACUUCCGCUGGUCCAUCUACCUGCCUUCUGCCCCCGAGCGCGAGGUCCAGAUGGUGAGCACAGAAGACGCGUCUUUCUCCUACGCCAUCUACAGCCAGCGCGUGCGCGGCGGAGACAUCUACGUGGAGAGAGCGUCCGGAGACCGCGCCGUCCUGCACAUCCGCCAGCUGCAGGAGCGAGACUCCGGGGAGUACGAGUGCCACACUCCCAACACCGACCCCACCUACCACGGGAGCUACAGCGCCAAGGUCAACCUGACAGUCAUUCCGGACACCUUGAGGGUCACGAUGGCCGCUCAGAAGCUGCUGAAGAGCGAAGGCGACCCGAUGGCUCUGACGUGCUUCGUGUCCAGGGAGUCCGCGCAGCACACUCACCUCUCCGUCACGUGGCUGCUCGAGAACCACAUCGCCGUGGAAACCCAGAUACUGACCUUAACUCGAGACUUCGUGCUCACAGCCGGCCCCGGGUACUCCGAACGCUUUGCCUCUGGAGACCUGCGGCUGGACAAACUCAACGCCACGUCCUACAGACUGUCCACGGCGGCCCUUCGGGUGACAGAUGGCGGAAACGUGUCCUGCCGGGCGUCUGAGUGGAUCCAGGACCCCGCGGACAUAUGGACAGAGAUCAUGGCGAAGCAGUCAGAGAAAUCCAGCGUGGGGGUCUCUGCUCGGGAGGGAGGUGGUUUUGUGGCUACGCUGAGAGCCGACGGCGGGGACCUCAUCCCCGGGAAGCCCCUGGAGGUUUUUUGCUCCAUCAGCAGCCGAGAGGCAUCCGGGCGCCGAUACCACGUCGAGUGGUUACUCAAUAAUAGCAGGCUUGGGACGUGGUAUCCAUCGGGGGUCUUCUCCUUCGAGGGGCAGCAUGGUGGCCGGGGAGCACAGGGAGAGCUGGUUUUGGGGAGGAGGAGUCAGGACACUUGGUAUUUGAGGAUUAGCCGAGUGCGAGUGGAGGACGGAGGCUCAUACUCGUGUGUCGUGUCCGAGGAGGAAAGCGGAGGCUCGGGAACGCAGAGGACCCAAACAUCUAACGCCGAGUCCGUAACCGUGACAGAAAUAGGCCCCUCCCUGGGCGUGGCUCUCAGUGUCCGGGCGCCAGGCGUUGCAGUGGGCGGAGCCGUUGGUCUGAUCUGUGCCGCGUCAGCCCAAUACAGUUUGGCAAACAGAACCCUCCUGUGGGCCUGGGACUUCUGCCCCGGCUCGGGCCCCUGCGGGCAGUUCCUGGAGGUGGUUCGUAUGUCUCCGAACGGCGACUUGUCUUGGGGGGACUCGCUGCCCGGCUUCCAGGGGAAGGCCCAGCUUUCUGUGUCUGGGAAAAGGUCGACGCUGAGUCUCCACCGUGUGCAGAGAGGCCAGUCCGGGUCGUACCGCUGCAGGGUCCGGACGGAGGAGACCACCAAAGCGUCAGCCGCCUCCAACAACGUAAUGAUACAAGUGUCACUGCCAGGCAGCCAACUGAAAGUUGACGGGACGUCCAGAGUUCUGUCGCUGAGUAACGGUGACGAGCAGAUAAGUGUGAGCUGCCGCAUCAGCGCCCGGACCCCUCAUACCUUCCUCAACGUCACUUGGCUCUUCCGCCCAGUGGCGGCUCCCUCCCCACGGGAGAUCCUGAGGGUCAGCCAAGACGGGGUGUCCACGCUGCUGGCCCCCACUCAGGACUCGCGAUUCCUUAGUGAGCGAGUGUCCUCAGACACCUUCAUCCUGAGGAUCCUGAGACCGGAUCUCAGCCAGCUUGGGUCAUACCACUGUGUGGUCGGAGAGUGUCUGCGGGGGGAGGCUGGAGAUUGGAUCCCACUGGAGGAGAAGACGUCUGGGCACACAACCUUGGAAUUCAGGAGAUCGGAGAAAAACCUCAACAUCCCCAAAACCAACAGCAGCGUGGAGGUGGUGGAGGGGCAGGAUGUGGUGCUGCGUUGCCCCCUGGGGGUGGUUCCGAACUCCGUGGCCCUCUACUCCGUGUCCUGGUAUUAUCAGGACUCCGCACCCCAUCCCGCCAGACUUCUAUUCCACGCCGGCUGGGACGGGGUGACCCGCUACGAGGGGUCACAGGCAGAACGGCUGCGCCUCCUGACCGCCAGCCGGGGCAAUUACAGCCUGAUCCUCCACGGUGUGGGGCAGAACGACUCCGGGACCUACCACUGCCGUGCAGAGGAGUGGAGGCAGCAGGCUGGAGGAGGAGGCCGGAGUCUGGAGGAUUCUGACGUGUCCGGAUACACGCGGCUCACGGUCACGGCUCCAGGGGAUCAUCUGAGUCUGAACUGCACAGCGUCGGCCCUCCUGGUUCCUGCCCCCCAGAGCCUUCUCCUGCCCUGCCAAGUGCUGUCCGUCUCUCGAACCGACUCCGCCCUCUCAGUGUCCUGGUGGAGGUCUGUGGCCCCCGGGGCCCAGGAAGAGCUGCUGUUCCGUGUCAGCCCUUGGGGUCAGUUUAAAUACCCCAGUGAACGGGGGGCUCGGCUGCUUCAGUUUGAGAGGCCGUCCAAGCUCCACUUCCAGCUGAGGAUCCUGCAGCCCGAGGAAGCGGACGGCGGGGUGUAUCACUGCAGGGUUCUCGAGUGGGCGCCGGACGCCCGUGGAGUCUGGAACCCAGGAAAAGAGCGCAGGGCCGGGAACAUCUCUGUCACCGUCCUGCCGGCAGGCGGUGUGUCGGAGCCCCUGCUCUGCUCCCUGGUGGGGGUGGCCGUUCUCUGCGUCCUCCUGGUCUCUGCCCUCGUCUGGUUGUUCCUGAGACAGAGGAGGCUCCAGAACCAUCGCUUACAUCCCAGGACAGAAGCCGAGAUCCCGAUGAAGGACAGGGAAUGAUCGCCAUAUUACUGCCCUUCCAACCACCUCAUCGCAAGCAGUGACGGCCUCCACCUCAUCGCAAGCAGCGACGGCCUCCACCUCAUCGCAAGCAGUGACGGCCUCCACUUCAUCUCAAGCAGCGACGGCCUCCACCUCAUCGCAAGCAGCGACGGCCUCCACCUCAUCGCAAGCAGCGACGGCCUCCCCUCAUCGCAAGCAGCGACGGCC